Molecule: messenger RNA, 2426 nt
Organism: Porites lobata
Lineage: Eukaryota; Metazoa; Cnidaria; Anthozoa; Scleractinia; Poritidae
Source: the annotation of a GenBank genome assembly
AUGCAGUACCUCACCAAGAUAAGCCUGAAAAGUUCUUCUAUUCUCCGUGAACAGUUUGCACCUGUGUUUGAAGCACUGAAGCAAGUACCUAGCCGCGAUGACUCAACAGAAGACCGAUUAGCGCAAAUACUUGUUGAUAUCCAGGAGGGUAGUCAGCAAGCUGAAAGUGAAGAAGGGGAAGAUAAUGAUGAAGAAUUAAGUGACAACGAAAGAGAUAUCGAUUUGAUGGCAAGUGAUGACGAUGACGACGAGGAAGAAAUAGAACCGGAGAAUGAGGAAGAUCGCGCGUUUCUCAAUGAUGAGGUAACAGAAAACGACCCUUCCUUUUACAGAAGACUGAACGUUGAGUUGAAUACUGAGAGGAGACAAGAGAGGAGACAACAGCGAGGUGAGCUAGCCCAGUACGAAGAUGUGUUGUUUGGUCAAGAGCAGACUAGCGACAACAAAGUCUUAACAAAGCUAGCUGAAAAACUGAACGCAUACUUACAAGAACUGCCCGUGCUAGGCUUCAACUCUGGCAAGUACGAUCUCAACGCUGUGAAAGAAUUUGUAUUUCCCUACCUCAUUGAGUCUCAACCCAUCAAGUUCACUGUCAAAAGAAACAGCAACCAUAUGUGUCUCAAGACAAACUCCUUAAAAUUUCUGGACAUUUCGAACUAUGUCGCGCCGGGUUUUAGCUAUGACCAGUUUCUACGAGCGUAUGAAUGCGAGCAAACCAAAGGUUUCUUCCCUUACGAGUGGAUCGACAGCCUGGACAAGCUCAAAGAAACAUCUCUGCCCUUGCAUGAAGCUUUCUACUCAAGUCUGAAGAACCAAAACAUUACAGAAGAAGAAUAUGAGUACUGCCAGCAAGUAUGGGAAGAAAAUGAAAUGUCCACCUUUCAAGAGUUCUUGAUCUGGUACAAUAAUUUGGAUGUCGUUCCUUUCCUCGAGGCUGUAGAGAAAAUGAGUCAGUUCUGGCAGGAGAGAAAGAUCGAUAUGUUUAAAGAUGGCAUUUCUGUACCUGGUCUCACCCUCAAGUACCUCUUCUCAUACCUAUCACCUCAAACUUACUUCAGUCUCUUCGAUCAAGCGAACAGUGAUCUCUACCAUCUGAUCAAAGACAACCACACGGGCGGCCCAAGUAUUAUUUUCCACCGAUAUCAUGAAGCCGGCAAAACAAAGAUCAGAGAAGCAGAGGAAGGCGAGGCUGCUAAGCUGUGUGAGAAGAUCGUGGGGUAUGACGCGAACGCUUUGUACCUCUGGGCGCUCAUGCAAGAUAUGCCCACGGGAAGUUAUACGAGACGCCUGGCGGACAAUGAGUUCGAACCGAAAAGUUCUGUACGCUUGGCUAUUGAAUGGUUGGAAUGGGUGGCGCACAAAGAGGGAAUUCACAUCCGACAUCAGUUAAACAAUACAGAAAAGCGCAUCGGUGGUCGUAAACUGCCUGUAGAUGGUUUCAACGCGCAGACGCAAACUGCGUACCAGUUUCACGGCUGUUAUUGGCACGGUCAUGACUGUGCUCUCAACCGAGGGAAAGAGUUUAACGAGAAACGCAAGAAACCUAUGGCUGAGAUCAGAGAAGAAACGAGAGCCAACACGGAGUAUAUCCGCAGCAAAGGGUACAACGUGGUGGAAAUGUAUGAAUGUCAGUGGAGAGAAAUGAAGAGAACCAACCGAGAACUACGGCGUUUUAUUGCCACCGAAGUGAGAAGAACCCUGGAUCAAGUCAAGAUCAUGAGUCCCGAGCGAAUAUUGAGCGAGGUGCGACAUGAGCGUUUGUUCGGGUGCGUGGAAGUAGAUAUUCGUGUACCAGAUCACUUAAAGGAAAAGUUUAGUGAAAUGUGCCCGAUCUUCAAGAACACAGAAAUCAGCCGCGAUAAUAUUGGUGAAUUUAUGAAAGCGUACGCUGAGGAGCACAACAUCAUGGCUCAACCCCGUCGCAGUUUGAUUGGGAGCAUGAAAGGAGAAAAGAUCCUGCUGGCCACACCCCUCCUCAAGUGGUACCUGGAACAUGGUUUAGAGGUCGCGAAAGUGCCCCAAGUGAUCGAGUUCACCCCUCAACCCUGCUUCAAACCGUUCGGGGAUGCGGUGUCAGACGCGAGGAGAGCCGGAGAUGCGGACCCCAGUAAAGCCAUCAUUGCAGAUACCAUGAAAUUGGUAAGUUUUUUUUUGUUUUUUUUUUUGUUGUUGUUUCAUUCUUUCAUUCAUAAAGGGGUGGGAACAAUAUACAUUUUCACGUAUAGAAAAAACUUAUAUCUUUGUUUAUCUCUCAGGUGGGCAAUUCAGGCUAUGGUAAGACGAUCACCAACCAACUGAAACACAGAAACGUGGAGUAUUGCAGUGACGCUCAGGCCAGCCGAAAAGUGAACACCCACCUUUUCCGGAAACUAGAAAACAUCACUGAAGAUACUUAUGAAGUAGAGUCUUGCAAAAAAAUCCAUUAA